Molecule: messenger RNA, 1596 nt
Organism: Hippopotamus amphibius kiboko
Lineage: Eukaryota; Metazoa; Chordata; Mammalia; Artiodactyla; Hippopotamidae
Gene: EXO5
Product: exonuclease 5
Exons: 3
Coding region: 154-1266 (370 amino acids)
Biological process (GO): interstrand cross-link repair
Cellular component (GO): nucleus
Molecular function (GO): single-stranded DNA 5'-3' DNA exonuclease activity
Source: RefSeq, a predicted model, not a curated record
UCCGGGAGCGCAUCCCAAGCCGCGGCGGAGCCCGUGGAGUGUGGAGUUUGGAGUUCGGAGGCGUAUCCGAGCCUUGUCAUUUCAGCAUUCUGCUUUUCCUUUGAGGAGGAAGAUCAACCAGGUCGCAGCCUUUGCCCACUCCAGAGCUACGCCAUGGCAGAGACUAGGGAAGAGGAGGCCAUGUCUGCAGAGGCCUCAGGGUUCUCAGACUUGAGUGACUCAGAGUUUUUGGAUCUGGACGAUACACAAGAGUCAAGUACUUCACCUAGCAAGCCUGGCCCUUCUUCUGAACUCCCUGGGAAGGAUGGCAAGCUCAUAAGCUUACCAAAGUGGAAAAGAGGAUUGGAUGUCUCAUCACCUAUGGAGCGCUUCCAUCUUAAAUAUUUGUAUGUCACUGACCUGUGUACUCAGAACUGGUGUGAACAGCAGAUGGUGUAUGGGAAAGAGCUUCCUGAUUUCUUGACACCUGAGAAGUCAGCUGUUUUAGGCACUGGUGCCAGCAUCCACCUAGCUAGAGAACUAGAAGUUCAUGAUCUUGUGACUGUCCCCGUCACCACUAAAGAAGAUGCUUGGGCAAUUAAGUUUCUGAACAUAUUAUCAAUGAUUCCUACCCUGCAGUCAGAAGGGCGCAUCAGAGAGUUUCCAGUGUUUGGAGAAGUGGAGGAUGUGCUUCUUGUUGGGGUGAUUGAUGAGCUGCACUAUACAGCCAGGGGGGAACUGGAACUGGCUGAACUCAAGACACGUAGGCACCCUGUGCUCCCCCUGGACGUUCAGAAAAAGAAAGACCGUUUUCAGGUCAGCCUGUACAAGUAUAUCUUUGAUGCCAUGGUACAAGGGAAAGUGACCGCUGCCAGCCUAAUCCACCACACAAAAUUGCAUGCAGAAAAGCCACUGGGACCUUCAGUGCUGAGGCAUGCCCAGCAGGGAGGCUUCUCUGUGAAGUCCUUGGGUGACCUCAUGGAGCUGGUCUUCUUGUCUCUAACACUGUGUGACCUCCCAGUUAUUGAUAUCCUGAAGAUUGAGUAUAUCCACCAAGAGACUGCCACUGUACUGGGUACAGAGAUCGUGGCCUUUGAAGAGACGGAGGUGAGAAGCAAAGUGCAACACUACAUGGCCUACUGGAUGGGCCACCGGGAACCUCAAGGAGUUGAUGUGGAGGAGGCAUGGAAAUGCCGGACGUGCAACUACGCAGAUAUCUGUGAGUGGAGGAAGAGCUGCAGUUUGCCCAACUCCACACUAGAGUCGCAAGCCAAAAAAGCCAAGUGAAUGGAAGAUACACCUUCAGGAACUUUGAUCUUUCCUGCUCCUAAUGUACUCAGACCAGUCUCUGAGCUUGACUUUCAUUUCCUCAGCCUCUUACCACACAAAUCCAAGACCAGGGCUUAGGGGUGAGUGGGGGAGAGAUCUGGGAUUAUACUGUCCCUGGAGCUUCGCCAUAGAUUGCCAAGGAGACAGAUGCUCAUGAUGGCUGGAGCAAGGUAUCCUUCAGCAGUCAUUGCUUUCCUAAGGAGAUUCUUCAGUUUCUUUUAAGUCUCUUCCCUAUUUUUUCUCAGUCAGGGUUUCUACAUUUUAUAUAAUGAAAUAAAAUGAAACGUU